GUAUUAGCUAGAGAGGGUUUCAAACAACGGAGAGAGAGAGAGAGAGAGAGAGAGAGAGAGAGAGGGGGCCUGUGAAAGCCGAGAUUGAACUGGAAGAGUAUCUGUAGCUCGAAACCCUAAAAAAGUCGUAUCUUCUUUUGUUUUACUCUCAUCUCAUCCAAUCUUCCCGAUGGAUCCCUUCGAUUUGAUACGCAAAGGCUUUGGCUGAAGCUUACUGAAAGUUGAGUCAUUCCCUCGUUCAGAGUCUUUCUAUGCAUGUAUAUUGUUUUUCGUUUCCAUUUGAGUGAAUAAUGAGCUUAUCCAAGAAAGGAACCCAAACCAAGGAUGCAAAGCUCAGCAACCUAAACAAGGUAACAACUUUGAAUCCAAAUGCAGCAGAGUUUGUUCCCUUUUCCCUCAGAUCUCCAUCAUCUGGAAGCACCAGCACUGCAGAUGCGGUAGCAAGGCUUGCCACUUCUGGGACUUCGGGAAAAGCGGUGCUAGAUAGAACAGAGUCAUCUGUCUCAAACAAUUCCGAUGAAGAGGCCCACCAAUACUGGUGUCGCCAGCUCCCUGAUGAUAUUACUCCUGACUUUAAUAUCAUGGGAGAAGACGAAUCUCAAGCUAUUGGGAGCCUCUCUUUGGUGGGUUUGUCCUUACAUGAUGAUAGUGAAGCGUCAAGGUUUCCUGCUGUUACGGGCAGUGGAUACUCUUUAAAUGAGCAGCAAGAAUUAUCUCCACACAACAUUAAUGGUAAUAGCUUUGCUGGAAAGUUGAGAUUUUCUGCUUCAUCUUAUGGGGACGAUUUGUCUUCGGCUAGUCUACUGCAUAUGUCAGCUAAACCAUGGGACAAUCAAAUUGUCAACAGUAAUCAGCUUGUUAGCCCUGGUAGGGAGGGACCUCCUUAUGAUGGAAACUCUAGGCAUGGAUUUAUGAGCAAUAUGUUGGGUGAGCGUGCAAUGGUGGAGGAUAACGAUAUGAACCCUAUUGAGUUUCUGGCUUCUCAGUUCCCUGGUUUUGCUGCUGAAAGCCUUGCGGAAGUUUACUUUGCCAAUGGGUGUGACUUAAACAUGACUAUAGAGAUGCUCACUCAGUUAGAGCUUCAAGUUGAUGGUGAUUUUAGUCAAAAUAUGAACUCAAAGAAUUUGUCAGCCCCCAAUCUUAGUGCAAUGGACUUCCCUGCACUUACUGUUCCGGGUAGUCCGAAUGGUCCUCCAAAAUAUGCUGGAGAUGAUCUCCAACAAAGUGGCAAUCCUUUUCGAGCUUCUGACAAGGACAACAUGCUUUUGUUCAAAUCCGGAUCUUCCAUCCCAUCUAGGGGUGCUAUAGAUUUUGCUUCAGCUGUCCGGAAAUUGGCAUCUCAGGAUUCUGGUAUAUGGAAGUACGACAAAAAUGGUUCUACUGAUUCCACUAUUGGCUCAAGUAGAAGUUCUCAUGUUUUGGCUAGUGCUUACAAUAGUGGACAUGGGAGAGGCAUCUAUGGUGACAGGUUGCAAACGCGUGUUUCUGCUCGAGCAGCUCCUGUUUGGCUUGAAACUGGAGAUGCUGUUGCUAAUAUUUAUUCUGAGCUGCGAGAGGAAGCUCGAGACCAUGCACGCCUGCGUAAUGCGUACUUUGAGCAGGCACGGCAAGCUUACCUAAUAGGCAAUAAGGCUCUGGCAAAGGAACUGAGUGCUAAAGGGCAAGUGUACAACAUGCAAAUGAAGGCAGCCCAUGGAAAAGCUCAAGAAUCUAUUUAUCGUCAGAGGAAUCCAGUUCCUCUAGAGAUGCAAGGCAAUGGAAGAGGACAGGAGCGGAUGAUAGACUUGCAUGGGCUGCAUGUUAGUGAAGCCAUUCAUGUUUUGAAGCAGCAGCUGAGCGUGAUGAGGAGCACUGCCAGGGCAGCAGAGCAGCGCCUACAGGUUUAUAUCUGCGUCGGAACAGGCCAUCACACCAGAGGUUCCCGCACUCCGGCUAGACUUCCUAUUGCUGUACAACGUUAUUUGCUUGAAGAAGAGGCCCUUGACUACACCGAGCCACAGCCAGGGCUGCUUCGAGUUCCUUGGAACAGCCACUGGGAUUUUGAAGUGCGGAGGGAAUUGGGAUGCAGGCAAUGCAACCAGGAAAUGCGCUUGCAAGCCAACGUGAGAGCCACUUCGUCUUCCAUUCCCCCCUCUGCCAAAACCCCAUAUCCACGCACUCUCCUCCGCUUCCGCUUCUCCUCUCUCUCCAACCUAAUCUCGCACCCUCCUCAUUUUUCAUCAUCCUCACCAUCUUCUUCUUUCUCUUCUCAAUGGAUCUCCAUCCUCCGUGCCGCCAUUUCCAAAACCGACUUGCUGCUCGGCAAGUCUGCGCAUGCUCGUAUGGUAACCUCCGGCCAAAACCCAGAACGUUUUUUGACCAACAAUCUAAUUACCAUGUAUUCCAAGUGUGGGUCACUCGCAUAUGCACGUCGGCUGUUCGAUAACACCCGUGAUAGAGACCUCGUUACCUGGAACUCCAUUAUAUCCGCCUAUGCACAAUCCGCGGACUUUGAUGAUGUUGAGAAUUUUCAAGAGGGCUUUCGCCUAUUUCGCCUGCUUCGUGGGUCUGUUCUUUUAACCAGUCGACUCACUUUGGCUCCAGUUUUAAAGCUGUGUUCGCUCUCUGGAUGUGUAUGGGCUUUGGAGGCUGUUCAUGGAUACGCCGUUAAGAUUGGGUUGGACUGGGAUGUGUUUGUAUCUGGAGCUCUUGUGAAUGUAUACUCUAAAUUUGGGGGGAUUAGAGAGGCCCGUGUUUUGUUUGAUGGCAUGCCAGAGAGGGAUGUUGUUUUGUGGAAUGUAAUGCUCAAGGCUUAUGUGGAAAUGGGUCUUUAUAAAGAAGCACUUCGUCUCUUCUAUGCUUUUCAUGAGAGUGGGUUGCGUCCUGAUGACAUCAGUGUCCGUUGUCUUCUUAAUGGGAUUAACAAUGUUGGUUCUGGUGAAGGCAACAGGCUCGCUGAGCAGGUUAAAGCCUAUGCGACAAAAUUGUUUUUGAAUCAUGAUAACUCAGAGAUAUUUAUGUGGAACAAGACAUUGUCUGAGUAUCUCCAAGCUGGUGAAAAUUGGCGAUCUGUGGAGUGUUUUAUAAAUAUUAUUAGAUCAAAAGUAGAAUAUGAUAGUGUGACAUUUGUUGUCAUUCUCACUGCAAUUGCAGGAACCAAUGAUCUGGAGUUGGGGCAACAGGUUCACGCUGUUGCUGCGAAGUUGGGUUUAGAUUCAGUUGUUUCUGUUGCAAAUAGUCUUAUAAACAUGUACUCAAAGGCCGGUUCUCUUCAUUUUUCAAGAGAAGUGUUCAAUUACAUGAAAGAAAUGGAUUUAAUUUCAUGGAACUCGAUGAUAUCAAGUUGUGCGCAGAGUAGUUUAGAAGAGGAAUCAGUGAACCUAUAUACAAAUUUAUUACGUGAGGGCCUAAGACCAGAUCAAUUUACAAUAGCAAGUGUGUUAAGGGCUUGCUCCUCACUUAAAGAGGGCUUAUGUCUCUGUAAGCAGAUUCAUGUUCGUGCAAUAAAAACUGGAAUCGUUGCUGACAGUUUUGUUUCAACGGCCCUUAUUGAUGUAUAUUCUAGGAGUGGAAAUAUGAAAGAGGCUGAGUUUCUUUUUGAAAAGAAAGGAGAAUUUGAUUUGGCAUCUUGGAAUGCAAUGAUGUUUGGCUACAUAAUGAGUAAUGACAGUCAGAAAGCAUUGAAACUCUUGAGUCUGAUGCAUGAAAGUGGAGAGAGGGCAGAUGAGAUUACUUUGGCAGCUGCAGCUAAAGCCUCUGGUUGCCUGGUGGGGAUAGAACGAGGGAAGCAAAUUCAUGCUUAUGUAAUAAAAACCAGGAUUGACCUAGAUUUAUGUGUCAGCAGUGGUAUUCUAGACAUGUAUAUAAAAUGUGGAGACAUGAAAUCAGCGUACAUGGUUUUCACCCAAAUCCCUGCACCUGACGACGUUGCAUGGACAACUAUGAUCUCAGGAUGUGUGGAAAAUGGAGAUGAGGACUGUGCUCUUUCUAUAUAUCAUCAGAUGAGACUCUCAGGGGUCCAGCCUGAUGAAUAUACGUUUGCCACCCUUGUCAAAGCCAGCUCUUGUUUGACAGCAUUGGAACAAGGUAAACAAAUUCAUGCAAAUUUGAUCAAGUUGGAUUAUGGGUCGGAUCCUUUUGUUGGGACAUCACUUAUCGACAUGUAUGCCAAGUGUGGGAACAUAGGAGACGCAUAUCUUUUAUUCCAAAGGACGAACACGAGGAACAUUGCAUUGUGGAAUGCCAUGUUGGUUGGUUUAGCUCAGCAUGGAAAUGCCAAGGAAGCCCUCAACCUUUUCAAAGCUAUGGAAUCUAAUGGUAUUGAGCCUGAUAAAGUUACCUUUAUCGGAGUACUUUCUGCUUUUAGCCAUUCUGGUCUAGUUUCUGAAGCUUACAAGUAUUUUGAUUCAAUGACCAAAAAGUACGGUGUAAAGCCUGAGAUUGAGCAUUACUCCUGUCUAGUUGAUGCCCUUGGCCGUGCAGGUCGUGUUCAAGAGGCAGAAAAGCUGAUAGUAUCAAUGCCCUUUGAAGCUUCUGCUUCAAUGUAUAGAGCCCUGCUUGGUGCUUGUAGGGUUCAAGGGGACACAGAAACCGGAAAACGGAUCACGGCACAGCUCUUGGCACUGGAGCCAUCUGAUUCAGCAGCUUAUGUUCUUUUAUCCAAUAUCUAUGCUGCUGCCAACCAAUGGGAUGACGUAACUGAUGCUAGAAAAAUGAUGGAGAGAAAAAAAGUAAAAAAGGAUCCAGGGUUCAGUUGGAUAGAUGUGAAGAACAAGGUGCAUUUGUUUGUGGUGGAUGAUAAAGCUCAUCCACAAAUUGAUUUGAUAUAUGAUAAGGUGGAGGAUUUGAUAAACAGGAUCAGAGAAAAAGGAUAUGUCCCUGAUACGGACUUUGUGCUGCUUGAUGUUGAAGAAGAGGAUAAAGAGCAUGCUCUUUAUCACCAUAGCGAGAAGCUAGCUAUAGCUUAUGGACUCAUAAGCACUCCUCCAUCCUCUACCAUUCGGGUAAUUAAGAACCUUAGAGUUUGUGGGGAUUGCCAUACUGCAAUCAAAUAUAUCUCAAAGGUUUCUCAAAGAGAAAUUGUGUUGAGAGAUGCAAAUCGAUUCCAUCUUUUCAGGGAAGGAAUCUGCUCUUGUGGUGAUUACUGGUGACACAAAAUUGAUCUU
Molecule: messenger RNA, 5144 nt
Organism: Alnus glutinosa
Lineage: Eukaryota; Viridiplantae; Streptophyta; Magnoliopsida; Fagales; Betulaceae
Product: pentatricopeptide repeat-containing protein At4g33170
Exons: 7
Coding region: 291-5129 (1612 amino acids)
Biological process (GO): RNA modification
Molecular function (GO): protein binding; zinc ion binding; RNA binding
Source: RefSeq, a predicted model, not a curated record